AUGUCGGAGUCACCAUCAUCCCCUCCAAGCGCCGAGGCCAACCCCCAGGAUGCGCUCGCGUGGUACAAGUCGCAAUACGAGCUGCUCGAGCAGGAACUAUCGGAAUUCCAAGCCUCAAGCAAAGAGCUAGAAGCCGAGCUCGAAAAGGACCUGGAUGCUGCCGACAAGCGGGAAAGGGCUCUGCAGAAAAAGGCCGAGAGCCUGAGCUAUGAGGUGGAGGAAUGGAAGCGAAAAUACAAGGAAUCCAAAUCCGAGGCAAAUGCGGCGCAAAGCAUUCUCGAGAAAGAGAUCACCACCCUUCGCGAAACAAACCGGACCUUGCAGCUCAGACUACGGGACAUCGAGGUAGCAAAUGACGACUUUGAGCGACAGGCGCGCAACACCACGUCAUCACUGGAGGAUCUCGAGUCCAAGUACAAUGUCGCCAUCGAACGGGCUGUCUUGCUGGAGGAGGAGAUCAAGAUUGGGGAACAGGAAAGGGAACAGCUUCGGGUAGAGACUCAGCGGUUGAGGGAGGAGUUGUCGGAUCUAAAGAUCGAGGCCGAAAUCUUGCAGCACAAGAUCAAGAAGCAGGAUGCCCGCCAUUUAUCGACACUCUCCACUGACCUCUCGCUCCCCGGCUCCCCGCCAUUUGGCAGCUCACCUCACUCGACCGCAAGCUCACCAAUGAUCACCACCCCACCCGACACCAAGUCGCUAUCCACCGCGGACACCUUGUCCGAACUUCAAGACCCACCAUCACCCUCCAUCUCGGAGAUCUCUCAACUGUCCCGGUCACGACUCAGCGUCACAAAAGGUCCUACGUCCCAAAGGAAAUCCCGAUUGCCUUCUGCCGACAGCAGCAUGGCAUCUAAACCAAGGUCCGUUGGCGGUGCGUCUAGCUCUUCAACCCGGGGCAAUCGUGUGGCGACUGCUUCCGCCGCAUUGCGCACGCCUGCCCAGAGAAACUCGACUACCAGCAAGCCACCACCAAGCACGAGGGCGCAUAAGAUUCCGCCGUCCAAUUCACUCACCCAUAUCCGGACGCUCACAGCACAAAUGCAGCGUCUGGAAGCUCGUGUGCAGUCUGCCCGGUCCAAGCUCCCUGCAGGUUCGACGAGCACCCCACCACGGGGUUCACCAAGAACAGUUCCCACGGUACCAUCUUCGGUCACAAUACGCAGUAGGAAGCGUAACGCCGGUUCCACAGCAUCGUCGACGAUCAGCAACGGCGACGACAAACCAACGCCAUCCAAUUUCCGCAGCAGCCUUUCGAGUUCAACGGCGAAUAAGCACGUCCCCCGACUUAGCACGUCGGGCGUCUCCCGAUUGUCCUUUGGUCCGCUGCCCAACCGUAACCCUAACCACCAAGCCGAUGCAUCCGAUAUCCCACGGCCCAGCAGUCGAGCUAGCGUCUCGAGCUACGCACGGCCGGUUAGCAGACAGGAAUUGCACGGCGGUGGUCCCUCGAGCGCCGCCAUGCCACCUCCUAGGCCGAUGAGCAGGGCCAGUCUCACGGGGUCCAGAACACCACUAAGUAGGCCGAGGAGUAGUCUGGGCAUGCACAGUGGGAGGGAGUCGCAUCAUGGUCACAAUCCAAGUCACAGCGUUAGUUACAGCACGCUGGAACUGGAUGAGGGAGACACUGGGGAGUUCCGGACGCCUAGCAGACGGGGAACCUUUAGCAGGAUGGACGAGGGUGGGUUCAGUGCCAUUCCGGGACCAAGCGGGAUUCCAGCACCGAGGAGGCAGAGCGGAGGAUCGGGAAGCAUCGGGCUGCGGAGGACUAGU
Podospora anserina S mat+ is the source of this 1770-nucleotide messenger RNA. RefSeq lists its product as uncharacterized. Lineage: Eukaryota; Fungi; Ascomycota; Sordariomycetes; Sordariales; Podosporaceae. Gene Ontology annotation, biological process: cell migration; chromosome segregation; establishment of mitotic spindle orientation. Gene Ontology annotation, cellular component: kinetochore; centrosome; kinesin complex. The record is from RefSeq and is a predicted model, not a curated record. The annotation marks the transcript as partial. The transcript is spliced from 2 exons. Gene Ontology annotation, molecular function: microtubule binding.